Molecule: messenger RNA, 3052 nt
Organism: Cygnus atratus (black swan)
Lineage: Eukaryota; Metazoa; Chordata; Aves; Anseriformes; Anatidae
Gene: PLA2G10
Product: phospholipase A2 group X
Exons: 4
Coding region: 330-815 (161 amino acids)
Biological process (GO): lipid catabolic process; arachidonate secretion; phospholipid metabolic process
Molecular function (GO): phospholipid binding; calcium ion binding
Source: RefSeq, a predicted model, not a curated record
GAGCUGCGGAGCCCACAGGCAGCUCCGCGGGCGGGUGCAGCAGCAGGGGCAGCUUUGCCUCCCCGGCCUCCCGGCUCAGCGCACGAACCCGGCGCUGGGCACCACCCCGCAGCGGAGCCGAGCCGCUCGGCCCCUCGCCUCGAGGCUGAGCCGCACCGAGAGAGGAGCGAGGUUGUCCCCGCUCAGCCGGGGCCCCCAGCGCGGCUCCUCCCUUCUCGGGAGCGCGGUGCCCGGCCUGGGGGCAGCCUCUUAGGGCCGGCGGGGGCGGCCCCGGCUCAGUCCCGCACGGCGGUCGCAGAGCGAGGCCGCGCUGCCCGCCCCCGCUGCCCAUGGCGCCCCGCCCGGGCCCGCUGCUGCUGCUGCUGCUGCUGCCGCCGCUGCUGCUGCCGCCGGCCGUUUAUAGAGGCGCUCUUGGGGAAGCCCGUUUAAGGAAUAGAAGAGGAAUUCUAGAAUUAGCUGGAGCCAUCAGAUGUACUACAGGACGAUCUCCUUUUGCCUACCUACGUUAUGGAUGCUACUGUGGACUGGGAGGAAGAGGAUGGCCCAAGGACAGAGUAGAUUGGUGCUGCUUUAACCAUGACUGCUGCUAUGGUAAGGCAGAACGAGCAGGUUGUCACCCCAAGAUAGAAAGUUACCACUGGGAAUGUGAAGACAACAUUGCUGUGUGUGAAUCAAUAGAAGACAAGUGUCAAAAAAUGGCAUGUGAAUGCGAUAGUGAAGCUGCCAAAUGUUUUUCUAAAGCUCCCUAUCAUACAAAGUACCUUUUGUGGCCAGAUGUUAUGUGUGGUGAGAUUCAGCCUGUGUGUAGAUAUUAGGUACAAAAGAUCAGCCUUUAUGACAACUCUGUAUGUAUUUAAAACUAAAAAGACUAUUUUUGUCACAGUAUUGACAAGAAAUGAUUUUUCGCUUUCUUGAUUCUCCUUCCUGCCACUCUAGCUCCUCUAUCCCAGAAUGGCUGAAGUAAACAUUUACCUUCUAAUUUAACUUCUACAAUACAUGGACUAAAAAAGCAUGUUCAGUAGUUUGGUUUAAGCUUUUAUUUACUAACCUCAAAUUCCUAUUUAGUAUUUAUCAGUUUAAUGAGUAACUGACUUAAAAUUUGUUUGAAUCACAGAAUAGUUUGGGUUGGAAAGGACCUUUAACAACCACCCAGUUCCAACCCCUGCCAUGGGCAGGGACACCUUCCAUUAGACCAGGCUACCCAAAGCCCAAACCCCAUCCAGCCUGGCCUUGGGCACUGCCAGGGAUGGGGCACCCACAGCUCCUCUGGGCAGCCUGGGCUAGGGCCUCACCACCCUCACAGUGGAGAAUUCCUUCCUAAUAUCUAAUAUUUUUUGGUUUAUAUUCAGCUUCAUGAUAUCAUUCACCGCAAAUUUUCCAUCCUCGCUUCACUGGAAUGUAAGAUACAAUCCACACUUUUCCACUAACAUUUAUCUUAACAUUUGUUACAUUUGAACUGACAGGAAGAAAUGCAUGAAGUGACAGCAUCAGCGUAAAAAGCCCCUCUGUCCAUAUUAAACGUUUAUUAGGAAACCUAAUUCAACUUUUGUAUCUCAUUCUACUUCAGAGGUCCUACCUGUAUUAAAAAUUGCCCAACAUAGUUUUUUCUUUUCAAGCAUUUACUGUCAAAGAAAACGUCAAGCACUUUGAUAUAAAAUAAAUAAAACUUCUUUAGGAAGGCCUAGGAUUUAAAAAUGUAUCUUUAAUCUUUAAAAAUAUUCAUAGGCAGAUUUGAAGUUCAUAUUAAUGAUAACAAAUGAAAAAAAAUCAACAACAUAAUGCAAGGCGACGCAGCUCUUGAAUAUCUAAGAGCUUCUGCUUCAGUCAAAAAAACAAUACAUUAAUAAAUGGCAAUCCAGUUUAUACAAAAUAACUUUCCAGUCAACAUUCACUCACAGUUCUAGAUACACACCUUAUAUUGCAGUAAGACAUAAUUACAGUGUCAGGUCACUUAUCCAAAAUAAUCCCUUUAAGAGAUAACCCUGAAUUUAAGGAUUAGCAACAGACUUUAAGAGGAGAGCAUUAAAGAAGCUAUUGAUGAAAUCUAACUGAUCUGAACAAAACAAAGCAAAUUGAAUGGCAAAUCACCAGAUCUUCCAAAGGGCAAGAAAACUCAGUCCCCCUUUAACAGGGGGAAUUCUAGAACAAACUUUACCGUGCAUUUGACAGUCACAACUUCACAUGUAAAGCAGGCUGAAAACACUGAAGUACUUUCAAUAUCAAGCCUAUCCAGGAAGAGCUCUCCUUUGGCAAGUUUAAGUUCUGAGCAACACAUUUCCUUGGUAUGAAAUACCAAGUUAAACACCACUGUAGUUGUUCAGAAGACACCGAUUUUAAGACAGAAUAGCGAAGUUUGAUUUGAUCAAAAAUAUGAUGACAUGACUAAGUUUUAAAUGGCAAAAUCAGGAAUAUAUAUAUGUUUUUACUAUAAAAAUCAUUUUGGAUAAUAAAGUCCAUCCUCAGAGUUGGAAUCAACUGUUUAAGAGUAGCUUACCUUAAGGCUUUUUUGUAUGUUUAAGUUAAUGUAAUCCAACAUUUUCACUGCCACAUACAUAAAGGAGAAAAGCAAAGUUUCUUUCAAAUAACCACUUUUAGAAACUAAAUAGCUCAACAUUUCUAAUGCCAGUCACUGCACUUGUGUCUCCAAACGCCUUACUUCUUUAACCACAAGAUCAAUGUUUAUAAUUGGGUUAAAGUACAAGGCCCAGUAAAACAAACAAUUGCAGACAAACUGAGGAAUAAAAGGCCAAAAUAUAGCAACAAAAAGACCCUGGGUUGAGACUUUCCAGAAGUGUCUCCACAUUCUGUGAGGAAUAGUCCUGUGGAAAAGGAAAGGGAGAAGCUUAAUGGAACUUUGUUUUGUUUUUAACCAUUCUAAGACAAGCUAAUUUAUGCUGCAGCCUCAAAUUAUUUAACGCUUACUCAAUUACCUGCAAAGCAUCAUUCUGCACUCCAUAAAAACUUUCUUAAAUAUAGUAAUGCUACUUUUUAUGUGAGGAUGUAUUAAGUCAAUUUAUUCAGACUACAAACUACAGCAGUUAAAGCGGUAAAA